Drosophila grimshawi is the source of this 632-nucleotide messenger RNA. RefSeq names its product general odorant-binding protein 99a (gene Obp99c). Lineage: Eukaryota; Metazoa; Arthropoda; Insecta; Diptera; Drosophilidae. Gene Ontology annotation, molecular function: odorant binding. The record is from RefSeq and is a predicted model, not a curated record. The transcript is spliced from 2 exons. Gene Ontology annotation, biological process: sensory perception of smell. The coding region runs from base 125 to 580 and encodes 151 amino acids.
UCAAGCUGUCGAGCAUGAGAGCAGAGCGGACUCUGCGCUGCUCCGGGAAUCAGCUAUAAAUAUAGGCAACAUUAACGUAGGCAAUUUAGUUAAAAUCUUUUGCUGUGACUCGAAGGUAUUAAAAAUGUUCAAGUAUCUAAUCGUUUGCCUGGCGCUCUGCUCCUUGGUCGCUGCUGAUGGACCUUGGGUGUCGAAGACGGCCGAUGAGAUCAAGCAAAUACGCGUUGAGUGUUUGACGGAGCAUCCUCUGAGCGCCGAGCAGAUCUCCAAACUGAAGAACUUGGAGUUCCCCGAUGAGAGCGAAGUGCGUCAGUAUCUGCUGUGCACAGCCUUGAAGCUGGACAUCUUCUGCACCCAUGAGGGCUAUCAUGCGGAUCGCCUGGCCAAGCAGUUCAAGAUGGAUCUCAGCGAGGAGGAGGCGCUGGUGAUUGCCCAGGGCUGCAUUGACAACAACGAGCAGAAGAGUCCUGCAGACGAGUGGGCCUUCCGAGGACACAAGUGCAUGAUGGCCAGCAAGAUCGGGGAGCGGGUCAGAGCCUAUAUCAGGGCCAAGCAGGCGGAGGCAGCUGCAAAGGCUUAAUAACUCAAUAAAUGUGUGUUUUGAGCUUGAACGCAAACUUGUUGACGGAAAA